Molecule: messenger RNA, 1858 nt
Organism: Gryllus bimaculatus (two-spotted cricket)
Lineage: Eukaryota; Metazoa; Arthropoda; Insecta; Orthoptera; Gryllidae
Source: the annotation of a GenBank genome assembly
UGAGAAAUACGAAAAGUGUCUUAUAAAUGUACUAUUAUUCAUAAUCUAUACUUAUACGAAACCUCUGAAGAAUGCGCGAACGUAGACGUUACCUUUUGCAACAUUAUGGGCCUGCUUGCGACCCGCGAACUUACGCAGUAUCCACGCACGUUUCAAGUACCGUUGGCAGCAGUUCGUGUUUUAGUUCAUGUAAAGAAGGUGAUGCAGCAGAGCGCGCCACUGUAAUGGUUCCCACCACGUUAUAUGGGGGUUAUAGGGCCCUGCUGCUCUUGUGGGUCUAAAUGCAUAUAUCAGUGUUUGUUGAGUUAAUGAUUUAACUUGAUCCAGGGCUUAGUUUCGGGAUUAUGUAUGAUAAAAGUUAUUUCCUAAGCAAUAAUAUUUGAAGUUUCGAAUGAACGAAUUAAUCGUAUAAUUGUGGUUUGGGUGUAAGCAAAUAAUGUUUUUUAUGCAUUCUUGUUUGGUAGGUUAUGUGAGGAUCUAUUAAGUGUUUUAAUCGCGUGUAUGGUUCUGUAUCCGAAUGCUAAAAAAAACGAACACAUUGGUAAAUAAUUUUAUAGACAUCGUGAAUUAAAUUGAUUGCUACUGCAAAAUGAUUGUGUACUUGCAGAGAUUGGGAACUUACCAUUUGCAUAAAUUUGUGAGAUAUAGUCAUUCGCAGAGCACUGUGAUUGAAGAUGAAAUCUCUCGUUUUAAUAGAUUGUCAAUGGUGUGGUGGGAUGAGCAAGGUGAUAUGAAACCUCUUCAUUCAAUGAACGGGUUAAGAGUCAAGAUGAUUUCUGGUGGAUUGGUAAACUCUGGAAGAAUAAAAGAGGAGGAGCUGAAACAACCAAAGCCAUUGACAAAUAUUAAGCUCCUGGACGUGGGCUGUGGUGGAGGUAUUUUAUCAGAGGCUCUUGCUCGACUUGGAGCUGAGGUUACUGGAUUAGAUGCCAGUGAAGCGCUUAUCACCACAGCAAAGCAUCAUGCUUCUCAAGAUCCUCAUAUAAGGAAUGAAAUUAAUUAUGUAUGCAAUACAAUUGAGAAAUACAGUGAAGAAAAACCAAAAGCAUAUGAUGUAGUAGUAGCAUCUGAAGUAGUGGAACAUAUAUCAGAAAAAAAACUUUUUCUUGAAUCCUGUGUACAGACACUGAAGCCUGGUGGAUCUCUUUUUGUUACGACGUUAAACAAGACAUAUGCAUCGCACUUGGCUGGAAUUGUUCUGGCGGAAAUCAUUUGGAAAAUCCUUCCCCAAAACACUCAUGAUUGGGAGAAAUUCAUCACACCACAAGAAUUGGAAUCAAUAUUGGAAUCCAGCAAAGGCAUGAUAUCAAGCAGGAAGAGUUGAACUCAGGCUCCAGGGUGGCUGCAAAACAGUUUUAGUCAGUGGAUUGUUUUACAACAUCUUUACCAACAAAUGGCGUUGGACUCAAAAUACCAGUAUUAGCUAUGCGCUUCAUGCAAUAAAAAGAUAGUACAAUAAAUAUUUUUUUAAAUUUAUUGUUUUCCUAUUCAUUUGUUCAAGCAGGACAGGUAAUUCAAAUGGUAACCAGACUCUGUUUGUUUGUUAGCAUAAAAAGUUAUUAAAAAUGUGUGUGACAUACUGUGGAAAAAAGUACUGUUAUGUGGAACAUCUUGUUGCUAAAAGUAAAUAGUGUUUGAGCAAUUUCCUUUCUGAAUUAAUAUUAUUUUAUUAAUAAGUAAUUUUUCUUCUCAGAAUUCUUGACUUUUUCUCUAAAUUUAUAUCAGGUGUUUGCAGUAGUAAAGAGAUGUUAGUUUAGGAGCCAAGGAGAAACUUAGGGUUGUUAUAUUUUCUCAUUAAAUGUAUGAACUAACCAUGUUUUUCAAUCAAAAGUCUACUUAAUUUAUUCCAAACCUUGGA